AAAAGCCGAGAAUCGUAUAAACACAUCGAGACAGCGCCGGUGGCGUCUCCGGGUAAUCACAACGUGUGCAUGUGUAUGUAGCUUGUUGGCGCUUAUCACCAACGUUACCAAAAAAAAUAAAAACAACGCGCCCAAGCAAAUGCAAUAGAACAAAUUGUUCAACAAAAAAAAUUCACGUUGUCGGCGUCUGUCUCUUGUUGAGAAGCAAAACGGUUAUCUGACAGUGGAGCUGAUUUUUUCGAACGUCCUCUUUUCCUAUCCAGCGCACUUCGCUGCGAUGGUGUAAGUGUGUGUGGUGGCUGUAUUACGCGAAAAGAAAAAUGGCCAUGCCGCGAUAGGGUACCGUGAUUCGGGCGGCAUUCUUACUGCCAGCGCACCAGAGUUCAGUCCACUACCUACGACGUCCAGCUUUGGACGUGCGAGUCUCUACUAAUUAAAGACGCAGUUUCAGCGAGAUAUCCAGUGUUAGGAAGCGAAAUAUUUAAAUACCUUUUCGUGAACGUAGCUUUGGGAAAAGUGUCUUGAGUAACGCGUUUCUAGUACCUUGAGGAGUUUGUGAGGUGCGUGUGUUUGUGUUGUGGUAGAAAUUAGCUCUAAAGUAAUGCCACGAGAAUUUGGUAAGGUACAACCCCAGAACUCUUCACGUCACAUCAUCAGCAAUCAAAGUAGCAGCCGAAGUAGCAGUAGCAGCAGUAUCGAUAGCAGUAACGCAGAGAAAAUGCGCAAACCACUCCUCAACGAAAAAUGGACAUCCAUUCUGUACACCUUGGUCGCCGCCCUUACAUACGUUACGGCUGGCACAAUGGUUGGCUGGAGUAGUGGAACGUUUCGCCGCUCUGUCUCAUCUACGUCCGAGCCCGUGCCACUACCAUUGCUGGACAACUGGAGCAUUUCGUUAGCCGCCACACCAGCCAUCGUUAUCACUGUGACGGCCUGUGUCGUCCAUCGCUGUUACCAGUGGAUCGGUACGAAAGCCUUCUUGUUCACCUCAUCCCUGUUGGCGAUCUGUUCGAGUGCACUGGAAGCGUAUGGUCUUACCUACUGGAGUGCCAGUGCUGCCCGCAUCCUAGCCGGCAUAUCUGCCGGUAUCGCGUUCACACUCGUACCAUCGUACGUGGAUGAGUUCGGUGCGGCGAAUCGCCUUAGUACGCAAAAUCGGCCCCCUUUGGAUGAGAUAUUAGCGGCCGCCUUUCCGUUGGGUGUUUUGCUACGUUUCGGUGCUGACUUACUCCCGCAGCCAGUCGAUCCGAUGUGGAUCGCAAUUCGUUGGGGUGCGUUGCCUAGUCUCGCCUUUGUGGGAUUUCUAUUCCUACCCGAAUCGGCUCGUUACCUCUGUGUGACUGGACGUGUGUCGCAGGCAGCUUGCAUCUUGCAGUGCACACAUGAGACAAACACACAGCCCGGUCUGCAGGAGUAUCUCGCACGCUGGCAACAACCUGGACCGAGACUGCUCGAAGCGGUACAGCGUCAGGCUAAUCUUACCCUGCUCGUUCCACUGCUCUCACUGUUUGCAUUCCAAGCGUUCGUCGGUGCAGUGCCCAUGCUGUUCUAUCUGGCCGAUCUGCUUGAACUAGCUGGCCAGCAGCAAUCACCCGAACAAGUCGCCGCCAUGCUGGUGGCCAUCUUUACCGUAACGGUAGCGCUUUGUCGUUACCUAAACCGCAGCCAGCUACACCAACGGCCAGUACUGGUGCUGAGCGCGUUACUAAUCGCAAUGGCUACUCUCGCCCUCGGUUGGCACUGUCACGAGCGUCGCACACGUACCCUCGAUCUAACAGAGACACGCACCGAGUGGCCAUUCUACUGCUUUGCACUUAUGUACGCUGCGUACGCGUUUGGGUUCCAUCGCUUACCCGGUACGUUGCUAACAACUGAGGUAGCUGAUGAGAAUCUGUUCGCGUUACGCACUCUCGCAACCGCCAUCUGCUGGGGUUCGGUGUAUCUCACCGUACGGCUUCUUCCCGUCCUGUUAAGCACAAUCGGACUCGGUUGGGUUCUGUGGAACAUUGCGCUGGUAGCACUGUCGGCCGCCGGUCUGAUACUACUCUGCCUACCCGGUCAGGAUGAUUACGCACAUAAAGCGCUGCCCGGUGGUGGCACAAAUUCAAUGACUUCUUCAGUGUGCUCAUCCGGCUCUAGCUCACCCACCGCAUCCACUUGUUGGCCCUGCUCCAACACCAAUACCUCAUCCAGUAGCGCUACCACAAUCGCGCCCGAAAUGUUUAACCACAGAGAAACCCAGGUAGCUACAGGACCAGAACUGGUUUGAGGAAUUAUCCAACCAAAAACAUCCUCAACUUGGAAGAAAAAACAAAAGGGAAGAAAAGACUGAUUAUAAUUUCAUCUUGUUUUUGGGUUUGUUUCACAAACUCACAGCAACGCGUCAACGGAAUCAUCGUGAUUGGAAGGACCGCCCAAUGCGAAUGGGUUCGACUUACCCUUUUUAUAGCCAUUUUUUGCUAUUGUUCAUUCUGAUAGGCUUUGUGUGUGAUCACCAAUUCCUUUUUUCAUUCCCUCCCCAUGACAAAACUACUCGAAAAUUACACCAACACACAAAUUGCAGUUUACGACAUAGAGGAAGAAUACAGAUAAGUCGCUUUCUUUCUCGUUUGUAACGAAUUGAUGGGUACGCAACAAAAAAAGACCAGAGAUUCCACGAAAUGAAACAAGCAAAGUACAGAUAAGAGAGCUUAGAUUGGGCUAGAUCUUAGAAGUGUUGUUGGAUGGGCAGAGGAAGUGUUUCGACAUACGCUAAUCAGAAACCCAAAAGUACUCAAUGCUACGUGUUGUGUUAGUAAGUAAGCAGUAAACAUAAAACCAGCAAAAUGGUUUUGUUUUUUUUUAAUAUAAUAAAAUAGAUAAGAAGCACCGUCGAUUGAACGAUAGAGUUUAAAAAAAACAGAAUUUGUAAUAAAACACACCCAGGAGGUUUAGUAUAUGUUUGAACAAAUUGAA
Messenger RNA from Anopheles funestus (African malaria mosquito), 2955 nucleotides. Its product is annotated as putative metabolite transport protein YwtG. Gene Ontology annotation, cellular component: membrane. Gene Ontology annotation, molecular function: transmembrane transporter activity. The record is from RefSeq and is a predicted model, not a curated record. Lineage: Eukaryota; Metazoa; Arthropoda; Insecta; Diptera; Culicidae. Bases 602 to 2269 code for a protein of 555 amino acids. Gene Ontology annotation, biological process: transmembrane transport. The transcript is spliced from 3 exons.